GCAUCUGCAAUAUCAAGCGAAACGAGGGAAAAAAGAGGGAUGAACGCCAUGUCUGAUCCCGCCGUGGAGGAGUGAAAAAGAGGGGGAAAGAUUACAACCGAGGAGAGAGGAAAAGCGUUUGCGGCGGUUGGAGGUGAUUAAGUCGGUGCAGGGUAAGAGGCGAGUCCCGGGGCCCGGACAUGGCGGAGAACACCGCGGGAAGUGCGCACGGCUCGGCGGCGGCCAAGGCACAGCUCCGCUCCUCACCGCGCCUCAAGAAACUCGAGAAACUCGCCGUGUACUCUUCCUGCAAGGCUGAAGGAGCUUGUAAGUGUAAUGGUUGGAAGAGUCAAAACCCACCUCCUACUCCUCCACCUCCAACCCCACCAAGGGCUGAGCAGCCAAACUCUGUUAAUUUGCUGGAGCCUUGCAGGAGUUGCAGCCACCCUUUAGGAGAUCAUGUAACACAUCUGGAGAACGUAUCAGAAGACGAGAUGAACAGGUUACUGGGCAUCGUGCUGGACGUGGAGUAUCUCUACACGUGCGUCCACAAAGAGGAGGACGCUGACACUAAGCAAGUUUACUUCUCUCUCUUUAAGCUGCUAAGGAAAUGCAUCCUGCAAAUGGGGAGGCCUGUGGUGGAGGCUUUAGAGAGUCCACCAUUUGAGAAACCCAACAUUGAGCAGGGAGUGAAUAACUUUGUACAGUACAAGUUCAGUCACCUACCAUCUAAAGAGCGACAGACCAUUGUGGAACUGGCCAAGAUGUUCCUCAACCAGAUUAACAUCUGGCAGCUGGAGACACCAUCGCAGAGACGACAGCAUGUUCCCGUCGAUGACGCAGCUGGAUACAAAAUCAACUACACAAGGUGGCUGUGCUACUGUAACGUGCCACAGUUUUGUGACAGUCUCCCGCGCUACGAGGCCACACAGAUCUUUGGGCGAACUCUGCUGCGUUCUGUCUUCACCAUCAUGAGAAAACAGCUGCUGGAGCAGGCCAGGCAGGAGAAGGACAAACUGCCUCCUGAGAAACGAACACUCAUCCUUACACACUUCCCCAAAUUUCUGUCUAUGUUGGAGGAGGAGGUAUACAGUCCAAAUUCUCCUAUCUGGAUUGAAGACUCCAUGGGUGGAGCUUCAGGGGGACAUAUCCCUAGAGUAAUCAGUGCACCACAGGUAACACGGCCACUCUACUGCACCACUACGUCCUCCCCUGCUGGUCUGACAGGAACAGGCAGCAUGAGUCCAGUACGCAAAACUACCUCCGCUCUGGAACCUUGCGCAGUUGGAGACAAGCGAAAGUCCUCUGAGAUGUUGUCUCAUGAGGAUAGUAAGAAAGCUCGGGCAAUGGGAGACAUUCCAAUGGAGCUGAUUAACGAGGUCAUGUCCACAAUCACAGAUCCUGCUGCCAUGCUUGGACCGGAGACCAGCCUUCUCUCAGCUCACUCUGCACGGGAUGAAGCUGCACGCCUGGAAGAGAGACGAGGAGUGAUAGAGUUUCAUGUCAUUGGUAACUCCCUCAACCAGAAGCCUAACAAGAAGAUUUUGAUGUGGCUGGUGGGCCUUCAGAAUGUUUUCUCUCACCAGCUGCCCCGAAUGCCCAAAGAGUACAUCACACGCCUUGUCUUUGACCCAAAACACAAGACUCUGUCUCUGAUCAAAGAUGGUCGAGUGAUUGGAGGAAUCUGCUUCCGGAUGUUUCCAUCGCAGGGCUUCACUGAAAUAGUUUUUUGUGCUGUAACCUCCAAUGAGCAGGUCAAGGGUUAUGGAACACACCUGAUGAACCACCUAAAAGAGUAUCACAUCAAACACGAGAUACUUAACUUCCUCACGUAUGCUGACGAGUACGCUAUUGGCUACUUCAAAAAGCAGGGAUUCUCUAAAGACAUAAAGAUUCCUAAAGCCAAGUAUGUGGGAUACAUUAAAGACUAUGAGGGAGCUACGCUCAUGGGCUGUGAACUCAACCCCAGCAUACCAUAUACAGAAUUCUCUGUCAUCAUUAAGAAACAGAAAGAGAUUAUUAAGAAGCUGAUUGAGAGGAAGCAGGCACAGAUACGCAAGGUGUAUCCUGGUCUUUCCUGUUUUAAGGAGGGCAUUCGCCAGAUUCCCAUUGAGAGCAUUCCAGGCAUACGUGAAACUGGGUGGAAACCAAUGGGGAAAAGGACUCAAAGUUUCCCAGUCCAACAUUACCCAGAGCAUCACACUGUCACCACCAGCUCAACUUCUUCCCAUAGUGCAUCCUGGUGCUAUCUCUUUACCAGUGUUAUGGCUCAUCAGUGUGCAGAUAUAAAUUGGAAACUUGUUGUUUUCACAUCUCAAAACACAGGAGAGGUGAAAGAUCCAGAUCAGUUGUGUAGCACCUUAAAAACAAUUCUGCAGCAGGUUAAGUCCCACCAGAACGCAUGGCCCUUUAUGGAACCUGUAAAGAAGAAUGAUGCACCUGGAUAUUACCAAGUCAUUCGCUUUCCUAUGGACUUGAAGACUAUGAGUGAGCGCCUGAAGAGUCGCUACUACACCACAAGGAAGCUGUUUAUGGCGGACAUGCAGCGAAUCUUCACUAACUGUCGGGAGUACAACCCACCUGAGAGCGAGUACUUCAAGUGUGCUAACCUGCUGGAGAAGUACUUCUACAUUAAGAUUAAAGAGGCUGGCCUUAUCGACAAAUAGAACCAUCUGAGGGAAUCGUCUGCACGUAUUUUUUUAAUCCAUUUCUUGCACUUUUUUCUCCAGUGGCACUUGUCAGACUUUUAAGCAUGAGCUCUUUCCAACAUGAAAAGGUUUUACACUUCAAACCUGUUCCCAUAAAAUUGGUUGUAGCACAAAAAAUGUAUGUUAGCAGCGUAGAUGAUCUGGGAGUGAUAUGUGUACCCGGGUGUAAUCUGCACAAGGACAUCUUGCUGCGUACAUUGUGCCCCUCAUGAGUCUUAAACAUUUCCCCUGCCAAAAGCAAGAUUUCACAAUAUAGGUUUGAGUGAGAGCCUAUAUAAGUAAUCUAACUUUAAAUAAUAGCUGUAUAUUUUCUAUAGUAGAGAGUUUGGCCUUGUGUAGAUGGACAUACUUUGUACAUCAUGCAAGUGACAUUACUCAAAAAGCCACAUACUUCUGCUACAUUUUCUAUGUAAAAAUCUGGACUUAUUUAAAGAUAUUGUUAUAAAUACAAGCAUUUGUAAGGUGAAGGUCCAUAAGAAAACGGGUUGUUGCUCUGCAUCAGACACAGAAGUCUUACUGUGUUUGGUCUUAACUGCUAUACAAGUGAUGAAACAAACACAACCUUGUAGUUAGGCAACAACAAAAGAAAACGUGCAAUAACUCAGAUUUGAUGUUUUGUAAAAUGUUUGUACUUUUAAAUCUUUAGAAAGAGAUGGACUUUGUAUUAUGGAAUUUUAUAGAAUUAUUAAACUUUAGAUCAAUCAAAACUCUGAGAAAUUACACUUCUGAACUUCUAGUCAUUAGUAAAUGCAAUCAAUUUAUCCAGUUACCCCGAGGUGAUGAAAUCAGAACAGGACACACAUUCAGUGAACUUCAGAAGCCACUCUCACUUUCAAGCUGGUGAUCAGUGAGAGAUUGUACAAAAUAAAAACAGGAUAUUACCCUUUUCA
Molecule: messenger RNA, 3577 nt
Organism: Tachysurus vachellii
Lineage: Eukaryota; Metazoa; Chordata; Actinopteri; Siluriformes; Bagridae
Gene: kat2b
Product: K(lysine) acetyltransferase 2B
Exons: 20
Coding region: 180-2645 (821 amino acids)
Biological process (GO): positive regulation of transcription by RNA polymerase II; chromatin remodeling
Cellular component (GO): histone acetyltransferase complex; nucleus
Molecular function (GO): histone H3 acetyltransferase activity; protein binding
Source: RefSeq, a predicted model, not a curated record